AAGAAAAAAAAAACAAUAAAGAAAACAAAAAAAGUUGAAGGGGGAAAAAGAUGAAGUAAAUGCAGAAUGGAUGAUUGGCACCCACUGAUUUCCCCAAAGAUAUUUAUUCCCUUUUGUUGUAAAAAUUAGGGUUCUCCCUUUUCUGCGUAUGACUUAAAAACACUUGUUUCUCUGGGGCAAUUUGAGGAAGAAGAUGAUUAUGAGUUGGAGGAGAGUUUUGAAGUCAGCUCAGGCUUUGGCAGCGCAUACCCUGCUUUUCUGCUUCACGCUCCUCCUCCUCCUUAAGCUGGAUCAUGUCGUUUCUUACUCUUGGUGGACAAUAUUUUUCCCACUUUGGAUGUUUCAUGGAGUUGUUGCACGAGGAAGGUUUUCCUUACCUGCCCCGUCAGUUCCACAUAAUCGUCAAUGGGCACCAUGUCAUGCCAUUGUUGCGACACCACUACUAAUUGCUUUUGAGCUGCUUCUCUGUAUAUAUCUUGAGAGUGUAGAUGUUUAUGGUUUUGCUGCUGUAAACUUGAAGGUCGUCUUCCUUCCACUAUUGGCGUUUGAAAUAAUUAUUCUAGUUGACAAUUUCAGAAUGUGUAGAGCUCUAAUGCCCGGAGAUGAUGAAAGCAUUAGUGAUGAAGCAGUAUGGGAGACUCUACCUCACUUCUGGGUUGCAAUUUCAAUGGUCUUUUUUGUUGCUGCUACUGUAUUCACCCUUCUGAAGUUAUGCGGUGAUGUAGGUUCUCUUGGCUGGUGGGACUUGUUCAUAAAUUUUUGUAUUGCUGAGUGCUUUUCUUUUCUUGUGUGUACAAAGUGGUCUAAUCCCGAAAUUCAUAGAAAUUCCCCAGCAAUAGAAGCUGGUCCAUCUACUGCAACUAUCAGAUAUCUUGACUGGAACAGUGGCUUUGUAGUUGCUCCUGAGGAAGACCAGCAGCAGGAUACUCUGUGUGGCCUGCAAGAGUUUGGUGGUCACCUCAUGAAAAUUCCAAUAAUUGGUUUCCAAGUUCUUCUCUGCAUGCAUUUAGAGGGAACACCUUCUGGUGCUAGAGAUAUACCACUUCCAGUUUUGUUCUCUCCUCUUUUCCUAUUGCAAGGGCUUGGUGUGCUCUUUAGCGCUUCAAUGUUAAUAGAGAAAAUUGUCCUUUUACUACGGAGUGGGGCUGGCACAGGAUUGUACUUCAGAUUUUCAUCCAGAGCCCAUGAUUGCAUGGGAUUCUUUCACCAUGGUUCUAGGUUAUUAGGUUGGUGGUCAAUUGAUGAAGGAAGUAGAGAGGAACAAGCUCGACUUUAUCAUGAUGGGCCGUCUGGGUAUAACACCUUCUCUGGUUAUCCACCUGAGAUAGUUAAGAAAAUGCCUAAAAAGGAUCUAGCUGAGGAGGUUUGGAGACUUCAGGCAGCUCUCGGCGAGCAAUCAGAAAUCACCAAAUACAGUCAGCAAGAGUUUGAGAGACUUCAAAAUGAGAAAGUGUUAUGUAGGGUUUGCUUCGAGAGAGAGAUCAGCGUGGUUUUGCUCCCUUGUAGGCAUCGUAUUCUUUGCAGUACCUGCUGCGAGAAGUGUAGAAAAUGCCCUAUCUGUCGUGUCACCAUCGAGGAACGCUUACCUGUAUAUGAUGUUUAAUUUCUAACUUGGCAAGUUCUCCGUAGAAAUGAGGUGCAAAGCAAACCUCAAGUAACUUGACAGGUCGGAUGUUUUUUAUGAAGUUUUCACAUUAGAGAGUGCUGCUGCUUUGAAUCGACAUUAGCUAGUACAACGAUAUAGAAUACACAUGUAUAACUACAAAAAAAGAAAAGAAAAAGAACUCCUAUAUGUUAUAAUUAUCAUAGGAAAUGUAAAAUAUAGUUUCUUGAUAGGAAUGGUUUUCUGAAAUGGGAUUGUAAGGUUUUGAUAGCUUGUUAACUCAUAAAGUAGUGCAGAAUGAUACGUUUCGGUC
Molecule: messenger RNA, 1916 nt
Organism: Hibiscus syriacus
Lineage: Eukaryota; Viridiplantae; Streptophyta; Magnoliopsida; Malvales; Malvaceae
Exons: 14
Coding region: 194-1603 (469 amino acids)
Source: RefSeq, a predicted model, not a curated record